AACGUGCGCCCCAGUAAUGCGGCCACAUCCGUGUACAUACUACUUAUUUUCAACAGCUCCAACGACGAAAACAAUAGAAUGUGCGAGUGAUUUUUAUUUGACAAUUUUAUGUAACAAUUCUUUAUUAUAUUUUUGUAUUCCAAUUGGUGUUUAAGUUCCUUUUUAUUAAAUUGGACUGUCAAAUUUUACUUGUGUCCUAACAAAUACCGCGUUAAUAAAACCAAGUAUGUUAACGUCGCAGAAUUAUCUGGAUUGGAUAUGCGUACUCUAAAGGUGACACUGAAACAAGAAAACUUAACGAUAUUAGCAAGACCAAUGGGUGGCAGGAGAUUGAUGGUUGACUGCCCGGUGUCCGGUUGAUGGCCGCGGAACGCGAAGCGGACACCGGAAUCGAAAACAAUGGCUGUGGCGGCCCAUGUAUUCCGCCGAUCGGCGCGGUCGUUCAAUGGACUGCUGCGGCCGCCUCUGCCACAGCUCACCCGGACAGUCAAAAAGAAAUCAGGUUCCCUGCCAAGACACCAUCACAACCGGGUCCGACGACGGCGACGUCGUCGCAAGCAAAAGAUCUUCAACGUCGGCUACACAGCCGUUCGUUGUCUUCGUUGCCCCCUGAACCUUUUAUGAUCAUGCGGUCGAAAGCCCUUAAUCGAAGAGUGUGCAUCAAUGUCGGUGGUGUGAAACACGAAAUACUGUGGCGAACACUAGAACGACUGCCGCACACUCGAUUGGGCCGACUGCGUGAUUGUAAUACACAUGAAGCUAUUGCUGAGCUUUGCGAUGACUAUUCACUGGCGGACAACGAGUAUUUCUUCGACAGACAUCCAAAAUCAUUUAGCUCGGUGCUUAAUUUCUACAGAACUGGAAAAUUACAUUUAGUAGACGAAAUGUGUGUACUUGCCUUCAGCGAUGACUUGGAGUAUUGGGGUGUGGACGAACUUUACUUGGAAUCGUGUUGUCAACACAAAUACCAUCAGCGAAAAGAGCACGUGCACGAAGAAAUGCGAAAAGAAGCCGAAUCACUGCGUCAAAGGGACGAGGAGGAAUUUGGCGAGGGGAAAUGUGCGCAAUAUCAGAAAAUGCUUUGGGAUUUGUUAGAAAAACCUACAACGAGCAUAGCUGCGAGGGUGAUAGCCGUUAUAUCAAUACUGUUCAUCAUCCUGUCGACGGUAGCUCUUACUCUGAACACAUUGCCAAAAACUCAGGUAGAGAUUGCACCAGAAGUAUUCCAAGACAAUCCAAUAUUUGCCAUGGUGGAGCUAGUGUGUAUAACGUGGUUUACGCUGGAAUAUUUACUCCGAUUCAGUGCAUCACCGAAUAAAUGGAAAUUUUUUAAAGGCGGCCUCAAUGUUAUCGAUUUGUUGGCAAUACUUCCUUAUUACGUUUCUCUAUUGCUACAGGCCGAGACAGAUAAAUCGGAUACUCAUCAAUUCGAAGACGUGCGUCGAGUAAUACAAAUAUUCCGUAUAAUGAGAAUUCUACGUAUUCUCAAGCUAGCAAGGCAUUCAACUGGUUUACAAAGUUUAGGAUUUACACUAAGAAACUCGUACAAGGAACUCGGAUUACUUAUGUUAUUUCUUGCCAUGGGAGUGCUUAUUUUCUCCAGCUUGGCUUACUUUGCCGAAAAAGAACAGAAUAACACCAAGUUUACGUCUAUACCAGAAACGUUUUGGUGGGCCGGCAUCACUAUGACCACUGUUGGUUAUGGUGACAUCUACCCAACUACAGCUUUAGGCAAGAUGAUUGGCGGCGUCUGUUGCAUCUGCGGCGUAUUGGUCAUUGCGCUACCCAUUCCCAUUAUAGUGAACAACUUUGCCGAGUUCUAUAAAAAUCAAAUGAGACGAGAAAAAGCACUCAAACGACGGGAGGCAUUGGAGCGAGCGAAGCGAGAAGGAAGCAUCGUAUCGUUCCAUCAUGUUAACCUCAGAGAUGCAUUUGCCAAGAGCAUGGAUCUAAUCGACGUAAUUGUCGACACUGAAAGUGACAUACCGAAACUAUCCAAGCAGAACUCGCUGCGAUCUCACGUAGGAAGUAAUUACUCGCAGUAUGAAGAAACUAGUAGUUGUAGUGAAACGAUGCCAUUGAAUCCACCGCCUCCAGCUAGAGGUGCGGUUCACGAUUCCAAGGUAAAACAAGAACAAACGUUAUUGGAUAUCGACAAUCCGGAGCAGAACGCUAAUUCUUUUGGAAAGCCUUUUGAAAGCGCUGCCAUGAUGGUCAAGAGUGGUUUAAACAAAAAGUUAGAUGAAAAACAUAAUGAAUUCGAAUGUUGCUCUUGUAAACAAAAGGAGGUCAAAGAAUAUUUGGAUGCAGAGCACCUUACACCAUAUCCAACAAUCGAUACCAAAACUACCUUAAGUGUAGAAAUGAGAGCGCUUAAGCCUAACAAUGAAACACCUGCCUUGCGUUUACCUCGUAAUGAAGUAGGUAGCGUAGACAGUUCAGAUACUUAUGUUAGUUGCAAGUCGCAACCGUUCCAUUCCCAAGGUGAUUUAACUGCAGAAGAUUUGCAUGAUACUGUGUUUGAGCAUCAUGUUGUGGGAUCUCAACAAGCACAGCCACAACAGCAACCACAAUGUACACAUUUGCACCAUAAACUGCAAAAGCAAGCGAGUGAACAUCCAACAAUCAACAACGACAGUUCGAACCUCUAUGUGAAUCCUCUAGAAACCACUGAUUGUAAAGAAACGCCUCGUAGCUUAGGGACAUCGCCUAUGGACGAAUCCAAAGAAUUUAGUUACCGCCGUUCAGUUUCUGGAAGUCGGGGUAGCUUAAAUGAAUCUGUAAAACGUAGAAAAACAAGAUUUUUACAACAAUCAAACAUUGGGGAUCAGCCAUUUACUAGGGCAUCUCAGGAAAGUCUAGAGAGUGUAAAAAAAAGGAGACCUUCAUUUGGCUUGUCGUCAAAAUCACUUACAAAUGCCACACGAAUAAUUAAUCAACAUUUGUUUGGUUUACCGUUAAUAUCUAGCAAAUCAGGAAAAAGUGGUAAAUCAUCACCAUCCGUGUCGGCUGAAUCAAUUAGCCAUUCACCAGAAAAGCACCAAAGAUCUAAGUCUAUUCUAAAACGGCACCAAAACUCAAUGAACCAUCCACAAUCACAGCUAGACUCGGUGCAAUCAUCCGUUGGGAUAAAAAACAACCCUACCAGUCAUAGAAUAGGUAUAAGACGUAUGACACAUGUCGACCCAGAAACUGAAAAACUAAUACCAGACAAUUUGUCUGAUUGUUCUCCGGGUAAGAGUCCUAUGCAACAGCGCUCCAACAGUGUCAUUGACACAACUGCCGUCGAAGUCGCAUUACUUCAAGAUCUUCUCCAAGAUCAAUCGUCUGGUCCCAUAUAUAUCUGUCCACCACCUCCGCCAAUGAACGAUGCCAACGAUGACAAAAGAUAUUCGUAGCCGGCCGUCUGUAAGAUUGUUUGCGAUAAACUUACAGUGAAUUUUUCUUUGAAAUAAUUGUUUGUAAUCGUUUUAAACAGUCGGUCAGACAAUAAGCUCUGAAGCCUUUUUUACUAGUAUUAUUACUAUUAUCAUUAUUAUUGUUAUUAUAUUUAUAAUACUACUAUAAGAUAAAUGGACAGCCCGAUAAUUUUGUCCGAACAAACGACUGUACUCACACGCACACAUACAUAAUGUAUGAAAGCACAGGGCUUCUAGACGACAUUUAAUUAUAUUAAGUAACAAGUAUAAUUUAAGGAAUAAUUUUUUUUUAACGCGAUUCUCAUUUUUUCAUAAGAGAACAUUUUACAAUAUAAAUCAUGAGAAAUGCUCAUUUUAUCAUCAUUAGUUUACGUAAAAAAUCAAUUAUUAGACUUUAUGAGGGGAUUAAUUGCCAUAGAUUAGAUAUAAGGAAUGCUUCACUUUUGGCUUUUAAUCAUUCUAAUGUUAUCACUGUGUCAUCACAAUCAUUUUAAUCAAAAUUUCUGACUAUCUAUUUCUUAAUAAUUUUUUCUUAUGUUUCUAUUUUGAUUUGUAUAUAUAUAUUUUUAACUGUUUGUUUGAGUUAAUAGAAACAGAUGAAAUUAAAUAAUACAAAUACUGAUUAACUAUAUCGUUUCAUAGUAGGGCAAUAUCAUCAAUGAUGAACACUACUUAGUUUUUAAAUAAAAAAAUCUCUAAUCUGAUUGUAACAAUUUGUUGUUAGUAGUUUUUAUAACAAAAAAAUAUUUAUAUCAAUUCCUACUGUCAUAUAACAAUUUUGAUAUAAUAUUAUAAACUGAUCAUUCACUGGAAAAUUCCAAUUUUUAAUAUAAAAUAAUAAAUUUAAAUUUAUUUGUUUAUUAAUUAUAAAUAAUUGUAUAAUAAUAUUAUAGAGAAUUUUCCAGACGAGAUACAUUUAUUAGCUUUAAAAUUAUGACAUCAAAAUAUAAAUUGAUAAAGAACUUUAAAAGAUGAAAAACACUUAACUGUUCAUUCACUGGUGAAGUAACUCUAAGAAAAAUUAUCAAAUUUUAGUAGACGAUUUGCCCUCUCAACAUAUUAAUAUAAUUCAUCGAUCACAUAUACUGAUGAAGGGGGACACCCUAGUCUGAAUAUAUGAGAAGUGAAACAACUAGUAGUUAGCUCAAUAAAAAUAUAUGUAGAAAGAAAAUUGUCAAUUACGGUCUAUAUAUAUCGUAUAAAAAUACUUUUAUUAUAAUAAAAUUUUAUUUUCCUGUUUGUAAGAAAAAUAGAAACAUUUAAUGCAUUUAAAAAAAUAAUAUUGUAGUUUUUUUUAUUCUAAAAGUAGUUGGAAUUAAUCUAAAUUCUAUAAUCAGUAUUUGUUUUUUACCUCUGUUUCUAUUAUACAGUCUAUAUAUACCAAUUCUAUUGGUCUAUAUUAAUUUCGACAAUUGCAUUUACAAUUAAUGAUUUUUUAUAAAACUAACAUGAUUUUUUAUCUCUUGAAAAAUUAUUAAUAAUGUUACCAGUGUUAGUUAUGAUAUUUUUUUUACAUUAAAUUAAAGACUGUGAAGCAAAUGAUGAAUUCAUAAAACAUUGACAGGAAAUUUGAACAUGCAUUUUGCACUAGCAUUUUAUAAUUAAUCAAUUUAUAAUAAUUGUAAUAUAUACGUAUUUCACACCUACUUUGGCACAAACUAUACCUACUGCUACGCAAGUUUUUUUUUAACGCGGUCUGCAUUUGUAAUAUCGAGUAUUAUUGUAGUGAAUCAAAAAAUUGUGUUUAUGAAAUUAACUUAGAAGUUAGAAUGAAAGCAAUAUAGUAUUAAAAAAUGUCUGUAUUUCAAAUGAUUAUCCAAUCAUUUUAAUCCGUGUGGCGGUUAUUUACCGAUCUACAAUCCGCCAAAUAUUACACAAGCCUGUUUGUUUUCCGACAAUUUUGUUAAGAUUUAAAUUGUGGUUAUAUUAAAUAAUAGUAGACGUCCGUUGUGAUACGAAUCAUUUACUAUUUUUUUGUUUAAUUCGCCUGUGAUUUAUCUUUUGUUAAGUUUAUAUACAUGUGUAUAUUAUUAUGUGCAACAAUAAAAAAAAUGUUAUUAAGAGCAUUAAGAAAAUACUUGUGACUUUAUUUUUUUUGUACAUUUUAAAAUAAUAAUUAUAAUUCGGAAAACGUACGCAUGGGCGAACAACGUAAGGUAAAAAUUAUCAUUAACAUAGUUUACAUAACUAAUUUACACUAAUACAUAGAAAAAUUUGCAGUCCUCACAAAUAAAUUGAAUGUAUUGAAGGGACAAAGAAGAAAUAUAGCAAUGUGG
Daktulosphaira vitifoliae (grape phylloxera) is the source of this 5695-nucleotide messenger RNA. RefSeq names its product potassium voltage-gated channel protein Shab (gene Shab). Gene Ontology annotation, cellular component: membrane; voltage-gated potassium channel complex. The coding region runs from base 360 to 3398 and encodes 1012 amino acids. Gene Ontology annotation, biological process: potassium ion transmembrane transport; protein homooligomerization. The record is from RefSeq and is a predicted model, not a curated record. Lineage: Eukaryota; Metazoa; Arthropoda; Insecta; Hemiptera; Phylloxeridae. The transcript is spliced from 10 exons. Gene Ontology annotation, molecular function: delayed rectifier potassium channel activity; protein binding.